Molecule: messenger RNA, 810 nt
Organism: Musca vetustissima
Lineage: Eukaryota; Metazoa; Arthropoda; Insecta; Diptera; Muscidae
Gene: pyd
Exons: 2
Coding region: 22-795 (257 amino acids)
Source: RefSeq, a predicted model, not a curated record
AAGUGAGAAAAAAGUUUUUUAAUGAGUGAUAUUCCCCCCUCUAAUAACACGGCACUCAACAUGUCCCGUGAAGAGGAGGAAGAGGAAGUCCGCACUCUGCUGGAGCGCCAUCAAGAACGUAUCCGUUUGGAUUUAGGCAAUACCGAUUUGUUGGCGGUAUUGGUCAAGAACUCUGUACUCAGUCAAUCGGAAGAGGAUUUGCUGUUGAAACCCUAUAAUGCGGGUGGACAAAAUUCCGCCCCAUCAAGUGUCGGGGUAACGAAACGUAAACUUAGUGCUGUGAUUAGUAAUGCAAGUAGUGGAACGACAGGUAGUACCGGUGGCAGUAGUACGGCCAGUGGUAGUGCUGGUACCAUAGGAGGUGGCUCUGCUAGUGGUCAACUGUCACGUAGUGCCAGUGUCAAUAGCAGUGAUCAACAUCAGACAUCGGUAAAUGUCACCUCAACCGAUAAUCGUUCCAUAACCCCAUCCGUGGUACAGGGUAACACCACGACAACACUAAAUUCUGCGGAUUCUAUUAGUGAUCACUAUUCCACCAAGGAUGAUUUAAAAUCGGAUACCUAUAAUGAUGCGGAUAUUUUGCGUAUGCAAUGCUCGACACUGAUUGAAAUCAUUGCCAAAAAUGGUUUUGAAAAAUUCAAACAAUUCUGCUAUGCAAUUGAGAAUGAAUGUCCACAGCUGAUUGAGGAUUUAAUUAAUGAUCGUUUGAAAUGUGAUGGCACCUUCGAUGAGGAAAAGAUCAACGAAGAUAAAUUGCAAAAAGAAAUCGAUACCAUUGAAUACAUUGACAAGUAAGUACCAAACGCAAUU